GCUUUAGGUGAAACUGAUUUCACAAUGGGGUCCAUCUCUGCAGCAAAUGCAGAAUUUUGUUUUGAUGUAUUCAAAGAGCUGAAAGUUCACCAUGUCAAUGACAACAUCUUCUAUUCCCCCCUGAGCAUCAUUUCAGCCCUUGCCAUGGUCUAUCUGGGAGCAAGAGGUAACACUCAGUCUCAGAUGGAGAAGGUUCUUCACUUUGAAAACAUUACAGCAGUUGGAGAUGCAGCCGACUCACAGGUAGAGAAACUUCAGUGUGGCACUUCUGAAUACAUCCACAAAUCAUUCAAGGACAUUCUUUCAGACAUCCCUGGGCCAAAUGCUACCUACUCACUCCAGAUUGCUGACAGAAUCUAUAUUGAAAAAACGUUCCCCAUCCUCCAGGAAUACUUAAAGUGCGCAAAGAGAUUCUACAGAGCAGGGCUGGAAGAAGUCAACUUCAAAACAGCCACAGAGGAAGCAAGACAGCUCAUUAAUUCCUGGGUGGAGAAAGAGACAAAUGGACAGAUCCAAGAUUUCCUCGUGUCAGGCUCUGUUGAUACCGAUACCGCACUGGCCCUUGUGAAUGCUGUUUACUUCAAAGGGAUUUGGAAGGCGGCGUUUAGAGAAGAACAAACUCAGGAAAUGUCCUUCAAUGUGACAGAGCAAGAAAGCAGGCCUGUCCAAAUGAUGUAUCAGAACGGUACCUUCAAAGUGGCAGUAGUGGCUGCAGAGAAACUGAAGAUCCUGGAGCUUCCGUAUGCCAGUGGGGAGCUGAGCAUGUUGGUGCUGUUGCCUGAUGAUGUCUCUGGCCUGGAGCAGCUUGAAAACAAAAUCAGCUUCGAAAAUCUCAUGGAGUGGACCAGUCCCAACGUGAUGGAAAAGAAGAGAGUGAAAGUGUACCUCCCACGCAUGAAGAUUGAGGAAAAAUAUAAUCUCACAUCUGUCUUGGAGGCCUUGGGGAUGACUGACCUGUUCAGCCCAUUGGCCAAUCUGUCUGGUAUCUCUUCAUCAGACAGCCUGAAGGUAUCUGAGGCCAUCCAUGGGGCAUAUGUGGAAGUCAAUGAAGAGGGCACCGAAAUGUCAGGCUCAGCAGGUGUAGUGGGAGAAAGCAAAGAUUUCUCUGAGUUUGAAGAGGUUAGGGCUGACCACCCAUUCCUUUUCUUGAUCAAACACAACCCAACCAACAACAUCCUCUUCUUUGGUAGAUACUGUUCUCCCUAA
This is a messenger RNA of Calypte anna (Anna's hummingbird), 1206 nucleotides long. RefSeq names its product ovalbumin-related protein Y-like. Gene Ontology annotation, molecular function: serine-type endopeptidase inhibitor activity. Lineage: Eukaryota; Metazoa; Chordata; Aves; Apodiformes; Trochilidae. Bases 25 to 1206 code for a protein of 393 amino acids. Gene Ontology annotation, biological process: negative regulation of endopeptidase activity. The transcript is spliced from 7 exons. The record is from RefSeq and is a predicted model, not a curated record.